UAUCAGUUGCUCGCAGUGUCUGAGCUGCGUGAUGAGAUAUGCCGGUUAUACAAAUGAGGAAAGCCACGUUUGGGGGAGUCUGUCUGUUAACGUUGCUGUGUAUCAGCAGCGUAUCAGCAAAGGGGAAGUCAUGUCUUCAAUUUUCCUGGUUGGGGCCCAACUCCCGAAGAAUUUUUGCUCCCAAUGAGUUAGUGGGAGAGCUACAAAACCAUAUGCAACUAAGCAACCGCACUUGUGCAAAGUACCCCAAACCAAAACCUAUUCCCUGCAUUGAGCCCUUCUUGGUGAAUGAGCUAGGAUACAGUCUCCCGACCCUUCCUAAUGGUUCAAUAACUGUAGCUGAUACAUUUAACAAUUCAGUUCUGUGUGACCCGGGUAUAGGCGACAUUUGUGCUGUUGUUGCAUUUCUCUUCAAUGAAAAAGUGGUAAACCUCACAGCUUAUUGCACUAGGGUGACACUGGAAAAUUCUGAUCCCUUGACAUAUGGCUGCGUUGCUGUUCAGAAAGGAACUUAUAGAAAUGUGGUUUGUGUCUGUGAUCCUCAAGAAAAUCGACCCUGUCACAUCUAUAUACCAGGCCCAAACAGCUCAACAAAAGCCAAAGUAAGUGCUCUCUCUUUCCUGGCUUUUGUCAUGGCACUUUUGAUAAAUGGACAGGCCUAACAAUGAUUUGGAAGUUUACUUUCUACUGACAAUAAAAAAAUAAAACAAUUCACUAUUAUGAGUGAGCAAUUAAUUUGGAGAAGAGUCA
This is a messenger RNA of Frankliniella occidentalis (western flower thrips), 750 nucleotides long. RefSeq lists its product as uncharacterized. The coding region runs from base 39 to 662 and encodes 207 amino acids. The transcript has 4 exons. NCBI's taxonomy places the organism in Eukaryota, Metazoa, Arthropoda, Insecta, Thysanoptera, Thripidae. The record is from RefSeq and is a predicted model, not a curated record.